Arvicola amphibius (Eurasian water vole) is the source of this 3127-nucleotide messenger RNA. It is a transcript of the gene Pde12, whose product is annotated as phosphodiesterase 12. The transcript is spliced from 3 exons. Gene Ontology annotation, biological process: nuclear-transcribed mRNA catabolic process, deadenylation-dependent decay. The record is from RefSeq and is a predicted model, not a curated record. NCBI's taxonomy places the organism in Eukaryota, Metazoa, Chordata, Mammalia, Rodentia, Cricetidae. Gene Ontology annotation, cellular component: mitochondrion. Bases 116 to 1933 code for a protein of 605 amino acids. Gene Ontology annotation, molecular function: 3'-5'-RNA exonuclease activity.
CCCCCCACCGACCGGAAGUCCCCGUUCUGAAUGGGGCAGGAGCCGGUGUCCUCGGCUCCGCGCGGACUCAGGGGCGAGGAACUCUGGCUCUCGAGUCUCGCCGGCCGCUAGGUUCAUGUGGAGGCUCCCGGGCCGCGCCGCGCUGCGUGGGGUCCGGUCGGUGGUGGAGCAGCGCAGCCGGGCCGAGGCGGCGAGCGAGCAGGCGGCCUGCGCCAUGGAGCGCGCGGUGGUGCGCUGCGUGCCCUCGGAACCGAAGCUCAGCCUGUCGUUCGCGCUGGCCGACGGCAGCCACAAGAACAUGCAGCGCGACCAGAGCGAGCCCCUGGGCCGGGCCCUCAGCCGGAUCGCUACCAACGCCCUGAAGGGCCACGCUAAGGCGGCGGCCGCCAAGAAGAACCGAAAGAACCGAGCGCAGUCGGGCGGCGGCGCGGCCUGCGCUCCGGAACCGGCCGCGCCCUGCGAGCCGGUGGUGAAGCUGUACUACCGCGAGGAGGCCGUGGCGGACGACGUGCUCAACGUGGAUGCCUGGCAGGACGGCGCUGUGCUGCAGAUCGGCGACGUCAAGUACAAGGUGGAGCGCAACCCGCCCGCCUUCACCGAGCUGCAGCUGCCGCGCUACAUCAUGGCCGGCUUCCCGGUGUGCCCCAAGCUCAGCCUGGAAUUCGGGGAUUCCGCCAGCUCCGUGUUCCGCUGGUACAAGGAGGUCAAGCCCGGUGCGGCCGAGCCCGGGGACGGCGGCCUCGAGUCGUCGUCUCGUCCCGGGCCGUCUUCGGCUUGGAUCGAGACGGGUGUGGCCGAGCGCGUGUACACCCCGUGCAACGCGGACAUCGGGCUGCGGCUCAAGCUUCACUGCACGCCGGGCAAUGGGCAGCGCUUCGGGCCCAGCCGCGAGGUGGAGAGCGUGUGUCCCGUGGAGGCCGGGCCCGGCACCUGCACGUUUGACCAUCGGCAUCUGUACACCAAGAAGGUGUCGGAGGACUCCAUCAUCCGGACCGUCUCCUACAACAUCCUGGCAGACACGUACGCCCAGACCGAGUUCUCCCGGACCGUCCUCUACCCGUACUGUGCGCCCUACGCGCUGGAGGUUGACUACCGCCAGAACCUCAUCCAGAAGGAGCUCACCGGCUACAACGCAGACCUCAUCUGUUUGCAGGAGGUGGACCGUGCCGUGUUCACUGACAGCUUGGUACCGGCCCUGGAGGCCUUCGGCCUGGAGGGCGUGUUCCGGAUCAAACAACACGAAGGCCUGGCCACUUUCUACCGGAAGUCCAAGUUCAGCCUCCUUAGCCAACACGACAUUUCAUUUCAAGAAGCCUUGGAGUGGGACCCGCUGCACAAGGACCUACUAGAGAAACUGGCUUUGAAUCCUCUAGCGCAGGAGAAAGUGCUCCAGAGAUCGUCCGUCCUUCAGAUUUCAAUUCUUCAGUCUACAAAAGACUCUUCUAAAAAGAUAUGUGUUGCUAAUACCCAUCUCUACUGGCACCCAAAAGGUGGAUACAUUCGUCUCGUUCAAAUGGCAGUAGCCUUGGCUCACAUUAGACAUGUUUCAUGUGACCUGUAUCCUGGCCUACCAGUUAUAUUUUGCGGAGACUUUAAUAGUACACCAUCUACAGGAUUGUAUCAUUUUGUCAUCAAUGGCAGCAUUCCAGAGGAUCAUGAAGACUGGGCUUCCAAUGGGGAAAAGGAAAGAUGCAAUAUGUCUCUCACACACCUUUUCAAACUGAAAAGCGCUUGUGGGGAACCUGCUUACACCAAUUAUGUUGGUGGCUUUCACGGAUGUCUAGAUUACAUUUUCAUUGACUUAAAUGCUUUAGAGGUUGAACAGGUGAUUCCGUUGCCUAGUCAUGAAGAAGUUACCACCCAUCAGGCCUUACCGAGUGUUUCUCAUCCUUCUGAUCACAUAGCACUGGUUUGUGAUUUAAAAUGGAAGUAGAUUUUUGCUGCAUUGACUGAAAAGAAAGCGAGUUACUUUUCAGAAAAUUUAAUAGGAAUCAGCGCUUAUAUAUAAAAAUCUUCAAAGAGGACGUCUAGACACUAAACUUCAUUAUGGUCAUUCCCUACUAGUUAUGUUCCAGCUGACUUUGUUACAUACCAGUUCAUAAUGUUUGCAUCAUAUAUCUUUAUCCUCUUUUUUAAUUUCCUACAUUUGGAGGAAAAUAUAUUUAUGACUAGCAAGAAAACAUGAACUGUUGUGUACAGUUUAUAGGUUUUUUUAAGCUGGUAAUUAAGGUUUUUAAGUGCUAUUUGAAUAAUCUCAAUUUUUCUUUCAUAACAUUACAUUGAAUUAUGUUCAUAUAAUUGGAGGGGGACAUGCAGGUAAAAGGUGAAGACAUGGGAUACAUUAGUCUAUCACUACCUCAAUUUAGAGCUUUAACAAAAGAUUAAAAUAUACCAUUACCAAUUUUUAUAGCUUCUUCAUUUUUCAGUUAGCAGGGUAUUUUCCUUAUUUCUAGCAGUUUUUAGUGCACAUAUGGUCGCACUAGCGCGCCUAAUUUGUGUUCUCAUUCACAGUUGAGCCAUUUUAACAGUGAGUGUCCCAGGAGCAGCGACAGUCUGGUCCCGGUGCCAUCACUCUUCCUCAGCACACAGGGUACUGACUAUGCGACAUGAAAGAAUAAAGCACAAUUAUCUUAUGAAAAUUUCUGAUUGGGGCUUCAAAUUAUACUUAAACCAUCGAGCAUCUUCAAAAUGGUAAUUUAUAAGCAGGAAAAAGGGAGCCUAGCGUGGUGCUUUAUUAUAGCUGUAAUCUUAGCACUCAGGAGUCUGAGGUAGGGCUGCUUUGAGUUCAAUACUAGUCUGGGUUAUCAGUUUGGGCUACAUAACUGGAAUAAAAGGGAACAAGUGGGCUUUUCUCAAUAUCUGAAAUAAACUUUUUAUAGACUUACAGAUAAUGAAGUAUAAAAAGAUUUGAUUUAGUCAAAUCUCCAGCAUACAGAUGUCAGGACGACUGGAGUGCAAAGAUAGGGAACACUACAAAAAUUCUAUAAAUACAAUACCCGGAUUUAUUUGUACUUACAAAUUAAUACAAGGUGUUAAUCAGAAGUGUUUAAGCUAUCUUUGUGACUGAAUUUUUCUACUACUUUUGGAAUUUUUAGUACAUUUGAUUUUAAUAAAUAUGAGAAAUCUA